AUGGCGGCUGAACAAGAGUCACAAAGCUUAAACCCCGAGACUAAAUUGGGGAAGCAUAUCAGCGAUAGCGCGAAAAGCUUGUUGCAUGAGCUCCUCAGGUUCACUAACAGCAGGACCUUCAUUAAGGAGGGCCUGAGGUCGAUAAUGCAUCCGAGAAUGACAAUCCGCUUACUGGGUUCUAAGAGAAUCGUUAUCGAAUGCAACGAUCAAGGCAUACCCGAGGCAGAUAUGGAUGGAAUGUGCGAGCCAGGCAGCGAAGGCCAAUCCAAGACAUUCGAUUUCAGAAAGAUCAUCGCCGCCUGUAAGAAGGUUCAUUUGCAGUCCGAAUCAUCCUCGUUGAUGUUUCAUUACAACAUAUUCGACUCAACCGACAAAACUUUGUACAUUUCUAAGCGUCGUGAAAGUUUAUCUGCAUAUGUCUUCGGGACUCGCAUCACACUACUGCUUCACGACCAAGGAAACAGAAAGGAUGUUGAGACUUUGAAAAACAUCAUUCACCGUCAGUUCGAGGAGCUGCACGAUGCAACUCUCAUCUUUCUCAAAGAGCUCAAAAUUCUUAAUGUUGAGUUCUGCGGCAUAGAUGAAAAGGUCUAUCGCGGAUUCACAUGGAAGAAGAAUGAAGUCGACCAACAUCUACUUCAAGUCUCUAUGAACAAAGAUGAAUAUGGCGAAAGUAGAUUUGACUUGCAGCGUUACCAUGUCACGGAACAGCCACUGCUCGAUCUAGCAACGACUGUCGUACUGGCCUUUCCUCUCACAAUCGACUUUGAGCCUGAAACCAAGAAACCCAUUGUAAGGAAGUUAUUCAACUUUGUGCCACUGCGAACAUGGUCACACGGGUUCCACGUUCACUGCGACUUUGAAAUCCAAAAUAUGCGGCAUAACACGAGCACUCCAUCAUCAGCCCAGAUGUUGCGUUUCUCCGAUCACGUUGCGACUGCAUUAUUCAAAGCCAUUCUACAGUUCCUCGAUCACCCAAAACUUUGCUACCAGUGGCCAAUGUUCCUUUCACCAAGAUGCAGCGACUCUGACCCAUUCGGGGUUACGCUGGAUACAUCUAUUCGACUCUGGAUUGCUCAGAAUCCUAUCUUCAGAUCCAGGACAUCACGCCAAUGGCGUCUUAUCAAUCACUUAAGCUUCCUUGGCACGGAAUUUGAAGAUGACGAUAGUAAUCCACUGUUGGAAAGCCCGAUGAAUGAUGUAUUCCUUUCACGCGAAUACCCCCCGACUGUUACGCCUGCGCUGAAAAGAUAUGGCCUCGCAACGUUCACCAAUACUCAAUUCCUGGAUCUCUUGGAAACGGAUCUGAAGAGCCCUGAUUCGAAGAUUCAUAAGAAUGCCUCACUAGAUUGGAAAAAUGCUUUAGCUCGUUGUCUCUCGAGGACUUUUGUGAAUGAUAGAAAUUCUCAGAUGAGAACCCUGCCUCUCAUUCAGCUGACAGAUGGUACUUGGACAUCAGUAUCAUCAGGACCGGUAUAUUUCUCCACCGCUGGGGACGUUCGUGUUCCCGAUGCUUUGGGUUGCCGCCUUGCUUCCCACUUGGCGAGCCGAGAAUUCGAACAGAGAUCGUUAUAUGAGAAGCUCGGAGUUACCCAGGCGACAGUGGCUCAGGUCAGACAGAUGAUCUUUAAUAGUUUCAAAUCUUCCAGUGCCCUGUCUCUUGAAGAAGUCCAGCGCUAUCUCCAUUUUCUGUACCUCACUCAUGAAUCUUCGAAUUCCGACAAUGACCAGCCUUAUCACGAAGUGCGGGUUGUCACGGGUGACAUGAGUCUCCGAUCUCCGCAGAGCGCGGUCAUCUAUUUGAUGAGAACGAGCCACCCGUAUAGCCUGGAGAGCCUCCUUGAUCCCGCCUUUUUGGUGGCCAACUUUGAUACCAACAUAUUGCACACGGAGAUAUCCAACAACGGCCCGAGACAACCCAGCCCGUCCCAUCCAUCAUGGAAAUCUUGGCUGUGCACUUGCCUUGGUAUACAGGAGAGCUUCAGUCUGUCGGGUCCAAAGUCAGAUAAAGAGUCGGAAUUCACGAAGCACAGCUCAUCAACGCCUGAAAAGGAUGAUGCCUUGUGUCUUUCUCUGGAUUAUGUAGCCAAGAACAGUUCAGCGAAGUUCUUAGGCGUCCUUGAGCACCUCUGGUCCGUUAAGGAACCUGCACUACUGGAGAAUCCAGUCGUAUUGUCAAAGAUUAAGGGCUGUUCUGCACAGGCCCUAUGUGGCGUACAGUUUCCAGUGGAGCUGCAAGAGACAUGGUUGCCAUUUCCACACCUCAAAAGCUACCUGAAGGCAUGCAUGGAGCACCCAGGUAAUUUCCCGUUCUUAAAGCUUAACAAAGAGGAAAGUACUAUCCAUAAGCUCGUGAACAAAUGGGAAUUUUUGACCACACAUUUUGGCGUAAGAAGGGAUCGUGAUAUGAUUUUUGUGGUAAACGUUUUAAAGUGUGUUUGGCGUCACUCAGGCACAUCAUUAUCAUCUCGGCAGAUCGAGAGAAUCUUCCAAAUGUAUGUUGAUAUUGGUAAGAUGUUCUCUUUAUUGAAAAGCGAAGAGAAGAGCCAAGCAUUGGAGUUCUUCGAUGAUUGUGGCAUCUUAUAUAUUGAUGAGAGUGGACCAACCUGGAUAAGCUCGUCCAGUUGCCUGUGGGCGGCACCGGCGGAUAUGGUUUCAGCGCAUUCCCUCAAGGUACUUUAUGAGAAGAUGAUCCACGAUAAGCACGACUUCAAGAUUGUCGCCGAUCUGUUCCAAAAUGGCCUUCACAUUCAAGAUGCUGCAGCUGAAGACUUGGUACAAGAGCUAUCUACGCUACGAGACGAGGGCUGCGAAGACCUUGUCCGCGUGUCAAGUAUUUACAAAUAUUUAGAUAAGAUGACCUUAUCCCAAGACAUACUAUUGGAGUUCAGAAAGUCUUGGCUCAUAUACUUAGAGCAAAACGACCGUUUCUCAUGGUUUAGUGCCUCUGGCUGCUUUUGGUCCGACGCAGAUACAACUGGCUUGAAUAGAAGUCUCAAGGAUUGCUAUCCUGAUCUGAGGGAGUUCUUUGUGGUCAAGUUGGGUGUCUGCGCGUCAGCAUACGAUUCCCUGCUUAACGAGACGUCAGACAAUCCUGAUCUUAUAAAGGAAAUCAUACUGAAAUUUGGGAAAGAAUUUGGUGAAUGCGUUCCUCAGAUUCCUGCCAAACCACUUCAAACGAAAAAGAUCCUCCCUGUUAGACAUCCUGAUGGGACUGUUGUACUUUGCUCUGUGGAUACAGAUUUUGCCAUUGCCGACCGGAUACGACUCGCAAUGCUACUGGACAACAGCAUCAAGAUAUUGAAUUUUGGUCUGGAUGAGGUGCGGCACUUAUGGCCCUUUUUCGAAUGGCUCGAGAUCGCAGAUCGGCGCCUCUCAUUGUGCGUAACAGAAUGGGUCACCAGAACCCCAGACGGCCCUUCAGUUUUAAACGAGCCAUAUUCACGGGAUCUGCGACGUAAAGCACAUUAUAUCACUCGAGUUGCUGACACCUUCAAUAUCUUUGCAACUUAUGGUGAUCCUACGUGCCUAUUCCAGCGGCUCAAGACCAUACGUGUUGUUGAAGUCUGUGGUAUCUUUUCUGAAAUGGAAAUUGUUCAAGAUGAUAAGGCAAUUCGGUCGGCGCCCCAACCUACCACUGCGUUUGUAUCUGAUGACGACCUCGAUUUCACCAUAUAUGUGUCGAAAGACGAAAUGGAGAAACUAUUCUCAUUCCUACCAAGAAUUCUUGGGGACUGGCUUAGGCAGGAUAGAUAUCCCUGUCAUACGUUCGAAGUGAUUAGCUCACUCACGUCUAUCAUUGCUAGUGACAUUUCCGUUCUGGAUGAAAUACUGGAGGAUCAAGGUAUCGUAUAA
Fusarium fujikuroi IMI 58289 is the source of this 3855-nucleotide messenger RNA. RefSeq lists its product as uncharacterized. The transcript is spliced from 6 exons. NCBI's taxonomy places the organism in Eukaryota, Fungi, Ascomycota, Sordariomycetes, Hypocreales, Nectriaceae. The record is from RefSeq and is a predicted model, not a curated record. Bases 1 to 3855 code for a protein of 1284 amino acids.